UGGCCUCAUGGACAGAACCGGUGCAAUGUCAAUAGAGUUAUCUGCCCUUUGUUUACGGACCCCACGUGCUUCCGGUUUCAUUUGCGAUCAGUGCGAUGUCAACAUUGGAAGUUGAUCUUUCGUCUCUUGAUGAGGUUGCUUCGUGGUUUGGACAGAAAUUAUCAAGGAAAAGACAGCUAGAGGAUAGUGAUCAUGCCAAUAAGGGCAACUGUAAAAAGUCAAAACAGAUUAACAGCAAUGAAAAUAAAGAAGUAUCAAAGUCAGACAGCUGUUCAAUGGAUUUCCAGUCACCACAGGUCACCACAACAGUAAUACAGAGUACAACACAAAAUAAAGAUGCUUCAUCAUUGUCAGCCUUUAUACAACAGAAAGUGAACAAGAAACUCACCAAAGCCAGUCACAAGAAAAGGGAGGGGGGAUACUUUGUCAAAGGGGUAAAACAUGACCGAACAGAAAGGACAGUAAAAUAUAACAAACAGCCGAGUCCAGAUUCCUCAGAUGAAGAGGAAACGAAGGACACCAUGAUUUCAAAACAAGCAAAGGUUUCCCACACAUCAUCUAAACCUCAGCCAAAAAAGAAGAGGAAAAGGAAACGGAAGAGAAAAUUAACAGAGACAUGACAUAAAGACAUAUUUUAUUUUCUGUAAGAAUCUGAAACAAUUGAACAAUUAUAUUAAACAAAAGAUAGCAAACCUGUGGUAACUGUUAGCUUUUUACAUAGACCACAAAUUAGGAAAGCAUCCUGUUCUAGACUAGUGUAAAAGGAGAUGGGUGAGCAAGGUAUGCAGAAUGUCUGUAUCCUCAGAUAUAUAAAAAUCAUAUUCAAUUUGAAAUUCUUAAUUUUGUAUUUAGAGUGAAGUUCUCAUUAUUGAAAUUUUUGAAAAUAUGAUAAACAAAACUUUUCUGAGGAAAAUUUUCUUGGCAAAAAUUAUACUGUUAUGAAAAAAAAUUAUAUGGUAUUUUUGGGAUUAAAAUCCUAGCAAUAAAAAUCCUGAGGAUCAUUUUUUCCCUUUGAAACUAGCACGCUAACCACUACUCUACGCAACUCCUGAAUAGUGGCAUUUAAAUCAUGUUUGUGAUAUGACCCUUGACUAAUAAUGGACUUCAAGUAUUUCCCAGAAAGGUGUGAUUGUUGUAUCAUAAAAGUGUAUUUUUACGGUUUAGUGGGUCUUUGCUCCAUGUUUCUUGUUAAACAAAAAAUGUAUAUUUUUACCCAAACUUUGCGGAUAACUUUUUAAAAAAAAAUGGAGCGAAGACCCGCUCAUAUUGAAAAAUUGUGUUAUACAUUGUAUUAUGAGAAAAUUAUCCUUUUUGCCCUCUUAAGUGUGUGUAUUCUAUUUCAUAAGCAAAUAAUUUCAAUCUUUGUGAAAUUUUUGCACAUUGUAGAGAUUUUACAUAUAGUAUAUUACUUUAAAUAAUGUUAGAUGAGAUAUCAAAGAAAAUGUUGUUAUAUUUGAGAUUUAAUUUCUCACCUUCAUGUUUGUCGCACUAUAUAGGCAUUUUGCUUGCCUUGUUAAUUCACCCAUGUUAUCAUUUUUCAAUUAUUUCAAUUAUACAGGCCAUAUGGUAAUCAAAAUGUGACACAAAUCUUCAGCCAUCUUUUAGAAUCUAUAAGAUAUACUAGAAAAUUGAUUAUUUUGAACAGAACUAAUGUAAAGAUUCACAGAAGAGUUGCUAUAAAUCAUAAAUCCUUUCCUGACAAAAUCUUUUAUUAAGGGAUUAUUUUUUUGGAGAUGGAUCUACCUUACAUGUAUAUAUACACAGUACAUAGUCAUUGUAUACACAUGAGUUGUAUCUCUGAAGUAUUGAUUAUCUUUGACAGAGUAGGACUUGUAAAGGUCACCAUUAAAUUGCCCAAUGUUAGCUUGAGUCUGAAGUUCAACUUGUGGAACAUAUUUUUUAAGUCAUUAAAUAAAA
This is a messenger RNA of Saccostrea echinata, 1917 nucleotides long. RefSeq lists its product as uncharacterized. Bases 96 to 620 code for a protein of 174 amino acids. NCBI's taxonomy places the organism in Eukaryota, Metazoa, Mollusca, Bivalvia, Ostreida, Ostreidae. The transcript has 3 exons. The record is from RefSeq and is a predicted model, not a curated record.